This is a messenger RNA of Vidua chalybeata, 1286 nucleotides long. RefSeq names its product bone marrow proteoglycan-like. The record is from RefSeq and is a predicted model, not a curated record. The transcript is spliced from 5 exons. Gene Ontology annotation, biological process: immune response. Lineage: Eukaryota; Metazoa; Chordata; Aves; Passeriformes; Viduidae. Bases 386 to 1228 code for a protein of 280 amino acids.
GGCAAGCAUGGCCAGCGGGAGAUGGUAUCAGCACCCCAACAUCCCCUCUGCACCCCCAGCACCCCCCUCCAGCACAUGCUGCACCCCAUACACCCUUCUUGCACCCCUCAAACUGGAGCAGCCCCCACUCCUCCACCCCCCAGCACCCACCAGCUGCCUUGGGCACCCACGUGCAACCCCCAACCUGUAGGCCCCCCUCCCUGGGGGCCAUGUGUGUCCCACUGUGGGCAAAGACUCCCUCCCCCCUCCCAGUGUCCCAAUGUCCCUGUGGUGUCCCCAGGGCCAGGCUGGGUGGUGUAAGGCUGUGGUGGUGACAUGUGGCCCUGUCACCCCUAUAAGGGGGACAAGGGGCAGAGCUCCCCCAGACUGCAGGUGAGGAGAGGGGAUGGGGACAGGGACAUGGAGAGGGACAUCAGAGUGGGCUCAGUCCCUGGCUGUUGGGAACCAGGCUGGGACAAGGCUGUUGGGGGACACGGGGGUCUCUGGGAUGCCAGGAGUACGUGGGAGUGGCACAGGGGAGGGUGGAGGGACAGUGGGGAUAAGGGGCACAGAGGGGCAGGAUGGGGUGAGGGACACAAGGUGGAACUGGGGGUGGCAGAAGGACAGCUGGGACAUGGGGGAUGGCAGAAGGGCCACAGAGAGAACAGAUUGUUACCAAGGGUGGCAGAGGGGCUCUGGAUCAUGGUGGGGGGUAGCCAAGAGUGACAGGGCUGUGGCAUCUCCAGAGGGUGCUGGUGGUGUCCCCAGUGUCCCUGCAUGUCCUACUACCAUGUGGCCCUGCCUGCUGCUCGCUCUCGCCCUGCUGGGCACUGUCCCCGCCAGCCACCCUGCGCCCCGCCAGCUCCAGGGGGUCCCCGCCGGUGAGACCACCCAGAUGCGCUACACCGUGGUGAAGAAGCUGCGCACCUACUCGGGCGCCCAGCGCUACUGCCAGGACGUGUACCGGGGCCGGCUGGCCUCGGUGCACAGCGCUGCCCGCAACCAGGAGCUGCAGAAACUGGCACAAACCUACAACAUCAUCAUCUCACCCUGGAUUGGAGCUGUCACCAGCCGCAGGGCAGGACAGUGGCAGUCCUACUGGGAGGACUCCAGCCCCUGGAACUAUGCCAACUGGGCACCCACCCACCCCUUCCAUAUUGUCACCACCUGCACCACCCUCAGCAUCCGAGAUGGGUUCUGGAGAAGCCACUUCUGCUUCCAGCUGCGCCCCUUCAUCUGCCAGUACUGAGCCCCCAGCGCUGCCAUGGCGCCCCAGUUCCUUUCCCAGUAAAGCAGAGGUGUCCUGA